UAACACCGGCAGAAGAACACUUUGUUAACAACAGCGCCGCUUUUACCUUUUAGGACAGAGGAGUAAGCAAGUGAAGUGGCAGUGGUUGGCCGCAGACAGCAGCAGCUCGCCUCCUUCCUUCCUUCCUCCUCACUCCCCCCUAUAUACCUGCUACCCUACCCGUCGGAGGGUGCGCGCAGCGGUGGAGCUCGGUGGAUUGUCGGGGCAAAUGGAUUCCAGGGCCGCCCUCUUCUGCUUCCUGGCCGUCGCCUCCUCCCUCCUGCACCCCGCCAGAUCUGACGGGGACGACAACCAGCUCCUCAAGGGGAUCAACAGCUACAGAGCUUCGCUCAAGGUCCCGGCGCUCACCGAGAACAGCAAUGCCGACUGCCUGGCCGAGCAGCUAGCAAAGAAGUUCAAGGGCCAGGAGUGCACCAACACCACCGGAGCCAACACCGUGCCCGGCACCGAGCCGCAGUUCCCCGACUACCCCCAGUUUCUCGACCGCUGCCACCUCAAUGCGUCGGUGACCGAGGACGGGCAGGUGAUGCCGGCAUGCGUGCCCGGCCUUGUGGCCGACAUUGUGCUGACCAACUACACCAAGUCCCAGUACAACCGGUUCCUCAACGACACCAAGUACUCCGGCAUCGGGAUCGCCAACGAGGGGGACUGGGUGGUCGUCGUCCUCAGCACCAGCACCGACUCCGGCGACUACUCCCCUGCUCCCCCGGGCUCCAACUGGGCUCCGUCGGUCCAGCCGUUCAGCUGGAUGAUUGUUUCGCUGGUAGGGUUCGUAGUUUUGCUGAUGAAGUGAGAAGAUCGGUGUUGUGUUGUUCAUCUCGCGUGCUACACCGCUGCAAAUGAGUGUGUUGAUCUUAUGCCCGUGCCAAUCAUUUCUGUAUUAUUCAGAUUUCAUUUCUACUUGAUCCAGUUGACACCACAGUACAGUAGCAUAUGCAUGCCACGAGGUUUGGGAUCAAAACUUUUUCUCUCGCUAUUUGCCUUUGACCACAAUUGGCAAUGGCUUUAUGCAUAUUGUGGUCAGGUGAUGUGCAGUAUUGAACCACAUCUUUCAUCUUUCAACAUUUAGCUAAAGCCAGAACUUCAACUU
Molecule: messenger RNA, 1090 nt
Organism: Aegilops tauschii subsp. strangulata
Lineage: Eukaryota; Viridiplantae; Streptophyta; Magnoliopsida; Poales; Poaceae
Source: RefSeq, a predicted model, not a curated record